This is a messenger RNA of Erigeron canadensis, 1062 nucleotides long. RefSeq names its product wall-associated receptor kinase 2-like. The transcript is spliced from 2 exons. The coding region runs from base 1 to 801 and encodes 266 amino acids. Gene Ontology annotation, molecular function: polysaccharide binding. The record is from RefSeq and is a predicted model, not a curated record. NCBI's taxonomy places the organism in Eukaryota, Viridiplantae, Streptophyta, Magnoliopsida, Asterales, Asteraceae.
AUGGCGGCCAGCAACGGAGCAACAGCUAACUUUGCUGGUGUAAGGCCAGGAUGUGAAAAGCAGUGUGGCGAUAUAACAGUUCCAUUCCCUUUCGGUAUUGCCAAGGGUGACGACAGAAGUUGUUCUCUAAACGACGCGUUCUCCUUGACAUGCAACACUUCUUCUGAUAGAACGGCCCCAGAGUUGUAUCUAGGAUCAAACCUCAACUUAAAUUUUGUACACAGCAUUUCAGAUUCAGAGCUGCGCAUCAAGACUGGGAGUAUUGGGGUUGCUUAUCGAUCGUACAAUCCAGAUGGGAGUAUAUAUGAUAGCAUGAGUGCUUGGAGUAUGUUAGAAGAUGAUCGGUUCACUUUAUCGGAAAAGAACAAGUUCACGGUCGUCGGAUGUGAUGAUUAUUCAUUGAUCAAAGGCAGAAGUUUAAAAGCACCGACAUUGGAAGAUGACUUUUCAAGUGGCUGUAUUACUUCAUGUAUCAACGACCAAUCGGGUAUAGCUAAAGACGGCAAGUGCUCAGGAAAAGGCUGUUGUGAGAUAUCUAUGCCAAAGGGUCUCCGAGAUUGGCGCCUUGAACUAGAUAGCUUUGGGAACCACACAGAUGUUUCGUCCUUCAACCAAUUUGGAUUAGCAUUUCUUGGUGAGAACGGUACUUUUGAGUUUCGUGGAGCUACUGAUUUAGCAAAUAUUAGGGGGUUAUAUAAGAGGAUAUGGGACACUGUCCCUGUAGUGGUAGAUUGGGUACGUAAUUGCACCCAACAAAAGCUGCUCACCAGAGGUUACAGAAUGCAAAGGCAUGUACAGUGAAUGCUAUGAUGUUGAUAAAGAAGAAGGUGGCGGGUAUCGUUGCAGAUGCAAACAAGUUUACCAGGGUAAUCCAUAUCUUGAACACGAUUCAGGCGGCUGCCAAGACAUCAACGAAUUCGAGGAUCCAGGAACCUACCCUUGUUACGGUGUCUGCAAUAAUACUCUAGGGAGUUACAGUUGUACGUGUCCAUCGGGAUCUGUUGGUAAUGCGACAAAAGAAAAUGGUUGUCCUGGAGGCUCAAACAAGCCCGUAGUAUACAU